Messenger RNA from Limulus polyphemus (Atlantic horseshoe crab), 2906 nucleotides. Its product is annotated as eukaryotic elongation factor 2 kinase-like. The transcript is spliced from 12 exons. Gene Ontology annotation, biological process: protein phosphorylation. Bases 103 to 2193 code for a protein of 696 amino acids. Lineage: Eukaryota; Metazoa; Arthropoda; Merostomata; Xiphosura; Limulidae. Gene Ontology annotation, molecular function: ATP binding; calmodulin binding; calcium ion binding. The record is from RefSeq and is a predicted model, not a curated record.
CUUAAGAAGCUAUCUUAUAAUUUAUUUGUAUAUCAGCAGCACCAACAACUGUUCACUAGUAGCUGAAGCCUCAUUGUAGUUGACGUCACCAAAUCAUUUAUAAUGGAAGAAAAUUCUGGCAGUACUCGUUUGAUCCUUCAUCCUCUGGACUUAUCAGAUAUCAAUCAGAACCAGUGUUCUUGGCCAACGCAGGUUAGCGAUGAUGAGAACAAUGGAUCAUUCUCGUGUAAGGACAGUCCAAUAUUUUCUGUUGCUAUGGGAAUGAAAAGAAAACGAAACAUAAUGCAGAAAAAAAAUGAACAGAAUGCCAAACCAAGAGCAAUGAAGUACCAGUGGAAGGUGGCAGCCCACAAAGCUCUUUAUAUGGAAGACCCAUGGAAGGAGUUUCAUCUAGAUGAAUUGGAGGUGGAAACAGCCAUCCGUUACCGCUACAAUGCCCUCUGUAAAAAAUGGGUGGUGGAUAAAGUUAAUAUAAAGAUGGCUAAAGAGCCUUUUAACCAUGGGGCCAUGAGGUCAUGUUAUAGAGUGAAGAAGCCAUCUCAUGUUUCUUCUGGUAACUGGGCUCAUGCGUCUAAUUAUGUUGCUAAAAGAUACAUGGAAGAUGUGGAUCGGAAGAUAUAUUUUGAAGAUGUGAAGUUACAGAUGGAUGCAAAAUUGUGGAGCGAAGAGUAUAAUCGUCAUAACCCACCAAAAAAGGUAGACAUAUUCCAAAUGUAUGUUAUAGAACUCUGCAACAGAUCUGGGAAACCUCUCUACCAUUUGGAACAUUACAUUGAAGGAAAUUACAUCAAAUAUAACUCAAACUCUGGCUUUAUUAGUAGAGAAGCAAUUCGACUGACCCCUCAGGCUUUCAGCCAUUUUACCUUUGAGCGGUCAGGUCAUGAGCUAAUCGUGGUCGACAUUCAGGGAGUUGGUGACUUGUACACUGAUCCACAAAUCCACACAGUUUCAGGAAAGGAAUAUGGGGAUGGAAACCUUGGAAUAAAAGGAAUGGCCUUGUUCUUCCACUCGCAUGUUUGUAACAAUAUUUGUGGAAGCCUUGGCCUUUCACCUUUUGACCUUGCUCCAUCUGAGAAGAGAGUCAAUAAAAAGAUUUUACAGACACAGCAGUCUUGCAAGACCAGAGUUCGUGGUACAGAGGAAAUUUGCAUUCUUCCUUCUCAGUAUGAGCGAUCUCAUCUGACAGAAUUUCUGCGUGCUCGUACUCCGACAUUUAGCGAUUCGUCCCCCCCAGAUAGUCCCAUAGAUGCCGAAAUCAGCGAUUCCUCUCGGCAACCAAGAAGUAGUGAAAGUAGCAAUCGCACCAUGAGCUACAGCAGCGAAGACAUGGAUGGGAAAGACGAGGAGAAGAGCGAGGAUGAUUCGGAUGACUGCUGCAAUCUUGGGAACAGCUCGGACUCUUGUAUGGGAUCUUUACGGAGGAACAGAUAUGACUCUGAGAGCAGCGCCACAUCAGUUGAUGAACAUGAUCGUAUAGCUUUCCAAAACCUACUUGCUCGUAAGUCUCGCCCUUCCUCUGUCCUUAAUGAAGUCCAGCUAAGAAAGUUGAUGGAAAAUACCGACAACAUAAAGUCAGAGACUUCUGUGCUGGGACAGGUCCAUCUAGAAAUGGCCAAAUACUAUGAACUAGGACGAUUUUUAGCAGAGGAUGAAGAAGACUAUGAUCAUGAUGCUGCUCUCUUUCACAUGCAGCAUGCUGCAGAUUGUGGUAUUAUGGAAGCUGUGAUCAUCAUGGCUCGUCUCCACUUACAUCUUCAGCAUGACUUAUUGGUUGGGAUCUCUGUGACUGAGAACCAGGAGAAAGGUGUGGAAUUCAUGCUAAAGGCUGCCAAAGGAGGAGACAGAGCAGCUAUCAUUUUUAUGGCUAAAGCUUAUGAUACUGGAGAAAACCUUGGGCUUGUAAGGUCCAGGUCCUGGAAGGAGGCAGUUUACUGGUACGAUAGAGCAGUCAAUAUGGAAGAAACUGAUGCAGGAGGAGAAUUUGACGCAUGCAUGGAUGAUCCUACUUACCAACUUCUGUCACGACAGGCAGACUUGUAUCGUCAGGGAGGAUUUGGCCUUGAAAAAGACCCUAACAGAGCAGGUGAACUGUAUCAGGAAGCUGCCGAUGCUGCUAUGGCAGCUAUGAAAGGUCGACUGGCCAAUAAGUUCUACAUGCUAGCAGAAGAGGCAUGGGGUGAACUGGAAGAGUAAAUUAAUCCUUCAAGGAAUGACCCGUGCAAGUUUUGAAUGUUUUUCUACUGGUAUUGACUGACAAGAUUGUUGAUACUGGUUCAGUGCUACAGAUUAAAAAAAUGACACUGUUAAAUGUAACAUAAUUUCUCUACAUUUAUGCUAUUAUUUGAGAUACACUUGUGAAAUAGUAGUAGUUUAUGUAUAUAACCGUGAUCGCUGUGGAAAUUAGACUAGUUUCAAAAAGUGAAACCCAGUGGAAUAACAUUUUAAAAUCAAUGUUAAGGAUGCAAAUGUUGAAAUGUGGUAUGAUUUACGAACUUAUGAUCAAUAAAUGUGAAGACUGUGAAAGUUACGAAGGAUUAUAGCAGUUGGGAUGAAGCGAUGUGUUUUAGUGGCCCCUGGAAUUUGUUAGGUAUAAAAAAUAAACUUUAGAAUUUGUAGAUAAAAUGCUAUCAAACGUGACAAUACGAAGCUUUUAUUAAAUGUCUCAGAAUCGUCAUAAUUCCAUCAUCGGUAGUCGAGAGGUACAAAAAAUAUUUCUCUCAACAGCCAAACACGAUACUGUACUUCUUAUAAAAAAAAAUUAUACAUAAAAAAAACUCUUUUCUCAUCCCUAAAUAACACACAGUCUUCACUGGAUUUAAACCUAUUUUAAAUAUUUAACUUGUGCCAAAUUUUCUCGUGUUACAAUUGUAUAUAAAACUCUAAUAUGUUUAGUACCUCUGUUAAAU